AUGGCAUCAAGUUCAAAUUCCUCUACCAUUGGGAAUAUCCAGAAUCUAAUGCCUAUUUUUGAUGGUGAGAAUUAUGAGUAUUGGAGUGUUCAAAUGAAGACUCUGUUCAUCUCUCAGGAUCUUUGGGAUAUUGUUGAAGAUGGGUAUGAGGAACAAGAAACUUCAAAAGCAGGAAAGGAAACACAAGAAAAGCAGCAGACUUACAAGGAAAAUAAGAAAAAAGAUGCCAAUGCGUUGUUUCUAAUUCAACAAGGAGUAAGCAAAAAUCUUUUUCCAAGAUUACUUCCAGCAACAACAUCAAAGCAGGCUUGGGAAAUUCUCAAAAUUGAGUUCAAAGGUUCAGAAAAAGUGAUCUCCAUCAAACUGCAAUCCUUAUGGCGGGAAUUUGAUAACUUACUUAUGAAAGACAGUGAAUCCAUUCAAGUAUUCUUCACAAAGGUUUCUGGGAUUGUGAACCAAAUCAGAUGUUAUGGGGACACUAUUCCAGACAAGAAAAUCGUAGAGAAAACUUUACAAAGUCUACCGCCAAAAUAUGAUCAUGUCGCUGCUACAAUAGAAGAAUCAAAAGAUUUACCUACACUUUCUUUACAUGAAUUAAUUGGUUCAUUGGAAGCACAUGAAAAAAGAAUCAAUAGAUCCACAGAACAAUCUGUGGAGCAAGCUUUCCAGUCCAAGGUGAACUCGAAAGAGAAAGAAGACAAACAAAAAGGAGGACAAUUCCAGAAAUCUCAAAAUGUUAGAAACAAAAAUUUUGGGCGUAGAAACUCCAACAAAUGA
Prunus mume (Japanese apricot) is the source of this 777-nucleotide messenger RNA. The record is from RefSeq and is a predicted model, not a curated record. NCBI's taxonomy places the organism in Eukaryota, Viridiplantae, Streptophyta, Magnoliopsida, Rosales, Rosaceae.